Messenger RNA from Anguilla rostrata (American eel), 5126 nucleotides. Its product is annotated as otoancorin-like. The transcript has 29 exons. The record is from RefSeq and is a predicted model, not a curated record. Gene Ontology annotation, cellular component: cell surface. The coding region runs from base 787 to 4230 and encodes 1147 amino acids. Gene Ontology annotation, biological process: cell-matrix adhesion. NCBI's taxonomy places the organism in Eukaryota, Metazoa, Chordata, Actinopteri, Anguilliformes, Anguillidae.
GAGCAGCAUCUCAAAGGGAGAUGGGUGAGAGUGGGAAAUUGUCUCUGGCUGGGACCUAUGGGCAUCUUUUGCUUCUGAGGGUCUGUUGCAGCAUCUCUCCAAUUCACUAUGUCAUUGUACUGGGCAACAAUAGUUUCUUUGAGGGACUGAGUGUGUCUGUGUUUGUGUGAGGCGCGAUGAGGGGAUUGAAUUCUCUAGUAAAUUACAAACUAGAUGUUGAAGAAACGCUGAAGCAUUAGGGAAACAUAACUAACAGACAUUUAAGUUUUUUAAUAUGUUUUUACAUCUGGUUCUGUUUAAGGUACAUUUGUGCAGUAAAUUACACCUGCCAGCUCCUUUGGGUAUAAUGGAGUCACAUUUCACCAAGCUGACUGAACACUCUGUGCAGCACAGCCUUGAGUAAAGGUCGUGCCUGAAUAGAGAUGGCUCACAUUCAGGGCUAAAGAAAAGUCUUGGAUGAGUGAGGAAAAAUCAAAGUGCGUAGCUGUAAAUCAAGGGACCAUAUCUGAAAUGCCUGCUCAUUUAUUGAUUUGUUGACUGUUCGUUUAAUUUCUGGCUUUGCGUUUCCUUUGUGUCCUUAAGACUUUGGAUAUAGAACUCUGAUUUCUGCAGUGGGAAGAGAGGUUAAGUGGGGUUAAAUUGUGGGGCUGCUUCCAAGAUUUGGAAAAUCUGGAUCAGCGGAGGGAAUGAGAUGCACAUUGCCAGGCACCCCAAGCGAAGCCUGAAUACUGAAGAAAACACUUUCUGUUGUAUCUGAUAGGUAGGAUCAGAUGACUACAGUGCGGGAUGACUACGACUUUGCUGCUCCUGCUGCCCUUUUUCCUCCCAAGUCUUGGGCCAUCCUCAGACCCUCAAGACAGAGUGCCCCAGUCUGACUUGCCACCAUUGAUGAAAAAAGCUCUGGAUGAAGUUUUGUCCAGGAAAUACAUUCAUGCUCUUGCUGAUGCGUACAUAUUUGCAAGUACACAGCAGCCCUGGAGCCCACUGGAGGCCCUGAGGUACCUGCUGCACAGAAACGCCUCUCUCAGCAUGGAGAGAAUCACAAGCAUCCUGGGGGAUUAUCAAAGUUCCCUGAUUGAAGAUCCCCAGUUUCUAGUCUCUGAGAUCAGCUCUCUGGACAUUCUGCAGUUUACCACUGUGCUGCACCUCCUUUUCGCUGGGAGAAAAGAACAGACCGUGCUGAUAAACAUAGACUUUGAUGUGAUGAAGGCAUCGCUGGAGGACAGCCCUGGUGGCAAUCGCUCCCUGUUCGCUGUGGCCAGAGAGAAAUGUGUGUCUGCGCUAAGGGAGGGGUUCUGUGUUGACUUGAUGGGCACCUUGCUUGGCUUAUCAAAUGGAGAGUUUGUUGAAGAGGAUUUUAUCUCGGACUUGCCAAUAGAUCUCUCUGAUGACGCUUUCCGAAACCUUACAGCAGUGUUUAAGGACUUGUAUGACAUGUUCUCUGUGACCACACAGAAGGCCAUCUAUAAGUGGAUCACUCAGGGACUGCAGAAGACCUCUAAAUCCAGCUAUAGCCCUGAUGUCUGGAUGACUGCUGAGAACCUGUGGUUCCUGGGCAGGUACAUGGUUCACUUGGCUGUGCAGAGCAUUCACAGGGUCAGCCUCAGUGAGAUGAGGAUUUUCAUUCAUUACGACAAUGCCACCAAGCAACUGGACUCCGUGUAUGACAUCAAAUCAGGCCCUGGCAAAGCAUUCCUUCACAGAAUCAACGCCUCAGGGUUUGACAUGACCAACGUGUCCACUGCUUACAGAUUGGGAUUGCUGGUGUGUUUCUAUGACAAUGUGCAGCUGUUAGAUGCCAGUGAUGCCCGCAGUCUGCUGCAUCAGUUGAUUAAAUGCAACCAGCUGCGGGGGAGCCAGACAGAGGUGCAGAAGCUUAAAUCUCAGCUCUUGUCACUGGUGAUACAAAACCAGACCCUGAACGAGUCUUUGGGCUCAGUGUCCAACGCUGUGGUUGGUCUGACUCCCAGCCAGUUGGAGUCUCUGUCAGCCCAGGCAGUGCAGAAGUCCAUGGGCGUUCUCCAGCAAGUCCCUGGUUGGACGCGUAGCCAGGCCAUUAUACUGGCACACAAGUACAUGGGCACCAACAAGACUUUGUCUCUCAGUAACAUCAGUGAGCUGGGUUCUCUGGUCUCUGGGUUGGAUGCCAGCCUCUUCUACAGUGUGAACACAGCAGAACUGGCUCAGGCUGUAGAAAGCGUGCUCCUUCGGCACAUCACACGCCUCAAUCCUGCCCAGCAGCAUGCCAUCGUCAGCCAGAUGCUGACUGCAGAGGACAUGGAAGGGGUGCUGAGCAGGAUCCAUGGGGCUCUCUUCAGUGAAGUGCCUCUUUCCACCCUGUUGAAAUUAACUGGUUUACAGAGCGCCACCCUGGUGGACAAACAUCUGACCAGCAGCCAGGCCAUCUUUUUAUAUAAUUACCUCUCCAAGAGCACUCCAGAAGCUGACUUGAUGAGCAAUGGGCAGCUCUUGAAGGGCAUCACAUGUGACAGAAUACAUAGGAUGGACAAAGAGUUCCUAAUUGAAUACCUCCCUAUCUUUAAACGGAACUUCCAUCUCCUCUCUCCCUUCCAGAUGAACUGCUUGGCUUGGAGGUACUGGGAUGCUCUGGACACACCAAACUCUAACAUUCCUUCAAUCCUGCUGCUGACACUACCGGUGGAGUAUGUGGACAACAUGCCAAACUCAUCCUGCAAACAUUUUUUAUAUUCCCUGAGUAACACGGACCUCGACUGCCUUACUGUACAUGCAGAGAAAGGCAAAGCUGUUAUGAGGAAGGUGCUGCAAUGUCUGAGUGAGGGAAUUCUAGAUGAGUAUCAUGUGGACCUCCUUGGGGCACUGCUGUGUCACUUCCCCCCUGAAGCCAUCCGUGCCUACCUUUCACCAGCUGCCGUGCCCGCUGCUCUCCAGCAGCUGCGUGGCUGUGCCCGGCUUACCCCAGAGCAGAGGGCCUCAGUCAGGGACAAGCUCCUGCAGUUCUAUGGGUAUUGGCCGAGACACAAGCUGCCUGAGGCAGAGAUUCCUGUGGAGUGGAGUGCAGAGCUGACCCAGGACAUGGGACCCCUAGUCACACUGCUUUCCAGAGAUGAAAUACUGGUGUUGGCCAGUAAGUAUCCAGAAGAGGUUUUACCCCUAGUGGUGCAGGCUGGGAGGACUCCUCUGCCAGAUGACUUCCUGGGUGCCAUUUUUGAGGUGGUGUGUGGGGCUGAACACCGAAACUGGUCCAAUGCAGACUCAGAGACUGACUGCCAUUUGAUCAGAGCGCCCACUGCUGACAAAAUCAGAAAAUUGUCAGAAGCCAAUGUCUUCUGGUCUGCUGAGGAGUUGCAGUGCAUUAGCAACGACACCUUCACUCAGACGGUGGAGCUUCUGGGCUCGGUACAGGGGUACAACCUAACACAGCUCAUGGCCCUUAAGACUCGGGCUAAACAGGCCUGGGGUCCGCUGUCUACCUGGAGGAGCUACAAUGUGAUCGAUCUGGGAUCCAUUGCUCUGGCCUUGACUGAGGUAGACAUUAAAGAGCUGAACCUCAGCUCAGUUGACACUAUGAGUGCUCUCAGUCAGCAGAGCAUCUGGACACUACAGCAGAUGACUAGCCUGUUGUACCGCUUCUUGGAGGCAUCUGGACUCAGUCUAGGGAAGCUGCGGGGGUCAGACUUGGCUGGGCUGGGGGUGUUGUUGUGUGGAGUGGAACCCAGCCAGGUCCACCUAAUCAGUCCCGAGGCCUACAGCUCUGCAGCACACCGCAUUGGCACCCUACCCUGCACCCUGCCAGUCCUGAAGGAGCUGAAGAAGAUAGCAGAGCGGGUUUUUGGGGUAGCUGGUAGCUGGAAUAGCUCUGUGCUACAAGAGGUGGGCGUGCUGGCUGCUGGCAUGAGUGUAGAGGAGAUAAAAAAACUACAUCCAGAUGUGAUGCCUUACCUGAAGGCCCAGGCCAUAGCUGCAAUCCCCUGUAAGACCUUUAAAGAGUUCUCUCAGGAACAACUGCAGAGCUUGGGCCCAGAGAACGCAAAGGCAGUGACAUCAUCACAGUGUGCUCAGCUGACUAAUGAACAGUUGUGGGGUCUCCAAGCAGCCAGAGAUGGCCUAAGAGAAGGUCUCUCCAGCCAUAUCCAUUCUGCUGCCAGCUUAAACCUGGACACCAUCUCAGUCAGCUCCGGUGUUUGUCUUCCUCUCUGUGGUGGGCUGUGGGUUAUGGCCAUAUGUUCAUCCAUCCAAAUAAAAUGGUAAUUAUGGCAUGCCAAGGACCUCCAUAAAAUAAAUUCAACAUUGAAAAUAAAAAGUAGCAUUUUCACUGAUGCUGCCUGUAAAUGCUGUAAGUUUAACAGCAAAGGGAUUGCACAGUACUAGGUGCAUUCUAGACUGAGGUGAAAGGUUUUAAAAACUGAUGGGCUGAAUGGCCAGUUCUCUACAUCAGUCUUAAGCCAGUAUAGAGCCCUAUGGUAGCAUGUUACUGAUGUUCUUUGUAAUCACUGAGUAUCACUGAUUGGUCAUUCUUAGAACCCACCAAAUCUAAACAGCCUAAACUAUUAACAUGUCUACAACAGCAAAUUAAAAGACAGAAAAGGCAGUUUAGCAUGCUGCAUGCAUUAUCUGCCUGUUCACCACCCUUCCCUUAUGCAGCAAAGAAGGACUUGGUGUCCGAAACGCAUCUCCUUCUUUUGGUUCAGUUAUCAAAGACUGUUGCAGAUCUAAACCUUUUUUUUCAAUACUUUUGCACAUUUCAUUGGAUCUUUGAUGCCUUUUUCCAAACCUAUAAAUAUGACAAUAUGUUAUUCUCAGUUUAUUAUACCUACAGUCAGAUUACUAUAUUGGAAGAAAAAUGUAGAGAAUGUACAAAAAAUGUAGAGAAUGUAAAUUAUGUAACGACAUACUCUGACCAAAUAUAUUUGCAAGUGGUCAAUUGAAUGGGGUAGUUGUUCUGUGAUGUACAAGUUUAUGAGUAGAGUACGUUUAAAGACACUCAAUUGUGAAAAAUGGACAAGUACCUAAACGAAGCGUCAACAAUAAAAAAUGCAAGCCUACUUGAGCACUCCAGUCAUUAAAGGGCAAUAGAAAUGCCCGGUGUUUAUAAGACAAAGGCCAGCCUUCUGUUAAUAAAAAUAAAGAGCUCACGAAUGUUCAGA